Molecule: messenger RNA, 4235 nt
Organism: Tachysurus vachellii
Lineage: Eukaryota; Metazoa; Chordata; Actinopteri; Siluriformes; Bagridae
Exons: 4
Coding region: 222-857 (211 amino acids)
Source: RefSeq, a predicted model, not a curated record
UUGAGUGUGUGUUUCACUGCACUACACUUAUUCAAUGCCUGUCAGAAACUUACAACAGACUACAAGUGCCAAAAACUAAACUAAAGCUUCACUUCCUGUCUGUAACCUUUGGGGGAAAAAAGAAAAAAAAAAUAGGCAUCCUGAAAAAUUCAAUUAUUCAGUUAUAUUUCUUUGUGUCGUCGGAGUUAAAUCACACUAAUAUAGAUACGGGGGAAACACUGAUGAGGCCCAGAAAGCCUAACUGGUCUACAGAGCAGAAGCUGCUGUUGGUGCAGCUAGUGAAAGCCAGAAGAGAAGGACUACUGACUGGCAGGCAUUCUUGUCGGGAGACAGCAACCAACCGAAGAUGGGCAUGGGAUGAGAUUGCAGAUGAAAUCUCCACUGCCUACACUGAUGUUCCCCGUACGGGAAAGGAGUGUGAGAGACACUGGUUUAUAGAGCAAGCCAAAGCCAGAGAGGCUAUGGUAAACCAAACGUCACCUUCAGAACAUGUCAAUCCAGUGACCAAACUAGUUCUAGAAAUCCUCAGGCUACAGAAAAAGGACACAGAGUUUAGAGACAGGCUUGAAGAAGACAGUACAAGCUGUCAAGAAGGGGAGGAGGAACAAAUUGAGGUGAAAUAUGUUCCGACUACACUUGCACCUUUUAUAAACGCUGAGGUGCCCGUAAAUCACACAAAUAAUAAUAGUGAAGACAAUACUCCGGCCAGUCCCCUUUGCCCACUGUCACCCUCUGCAGAAAAAAAGACCCUAGAGAUAUCUGUUCUUCGCCGCCAAGAACGUGUGCUACAGUUGCAGGAGGAAUACUAUUCCCUCAAAAUCAAACAUCUCAAAGCACGAAUGUCGAUGAACCUUUGAUGGGACAUGUGAAGUCAUAUGGGAAAAAAAUGACUGUUUUUCUCUUUUAGAACACUAGGAAUUGUAGGUCUAGAUUUCUGUUGUCAUAACUGUGGCCUCAAUUAUCUGUUGAAACAAAAGCUGAUCAUAUGGACCACAAAUCUGUUUCGUAUCUUAUUAGUUUACAGGGAAACUGAAUGAAUCCUUUAUGUGUUGUACCCUGAUGUGUGCACUUCAUGAUAAAUUGUCUGGCACAGUAUAAUCCAGUAUUUGAUAUGGCACGUUUUCACCAGUAGAUGAUGACAAGAUAGUAAUUUAUCUUCUAACUUGUUAUACUGCGUUUAAAUUGUUUACAUCCAGGUAAGCAUUGUAUAGACACCGCUGUUAUCUGCAGAUCUGGGUUCUGUCUGCCUAAUUAGAGCUAUUAAGUUUUUGAAUGUCCCAACUGGUUUUUGAUUUAAACUUAUAAGCAAUAUCUACUUAAAGGAAGGAGACAGAAUUUGAAAGUUUUUUGAGGUAUUUGUAGAGCAAGGAGUAGGAGUCUAUAGGUUAAAGGCCAAGUUUAGUACUGCACUGACAAACACUUUAAAAUAACAACAUAGUCAAAGUAUAAUAUAUAAUAUUUAUGUUUGUUUUCUGUGAGAGGCUGUGACACUAUUUUUAAUGUUUUAGCUAUAGAUUUUCCACUGCAGAUCUUAUAAAAUAAUGGUUUUCUUCAGACCUAGUAUAGUACACCCAUCUCAGGUGAUCUGACGAUAAGCUGUCAACUGAGAAUGAUAACUGUUCACAAUUGGUAAUUCCAUGUUUCGAAUGUGUGUUUAGUGAGCACUUGCAAUUUGUUAGUCAUCACCACUUAAAACCCAAACGUAAAAAUACUAGUGUGCCAAAUGGAAAAAAAUUCUGGUGUUAUUUCCUAAAUAAACCAUCACACGCUGAAGGUCUAUUAAAGUUUUACUCAUAUUGGAUAAGCUUCUGGGAUAAAUUGAGUAACGAGAGUGACCAGGCACCAACAGGAAUAAACAGAUAUAUAAUAUUAUAUAUUGGACCAAAUCAACUAAUUCAUAACAAACAAUUGUUUACAUACCUUCAUAUACAUAGUAUCUUCUUUUAUAUUAGGAAAAAAACACCUAAAUUCUGUAGACAACUGGGUCAGUAAAUUUAACCUGUUGCACACUAUUCCUUUUAUUGAGGCAAUCCAGUGAGUUUUGACUGAUUAAAUUGCUUUCAGUAUCUGUUGGGUCCUAACCUGAGCAAUGAUCUUUCUGUACUGCAAAUUGUUUGUAUUUAUUUGAGCUUCUGACUUCUUUACAUGCAGAGUGAGAUGCUAAGAACAUCAGCAAACAUCCAGCUUGCCAUAUGUAUAUAAAGUAGUCAUUGCAUUGCAGGGAUUCAUUGUUUUUCCUGGCCACUUUGACACUCCAAAUAUUAACAUGGGCUUUUACAAAAUAACUGGCAAGACGAUUCAAUAUGCUGCCAGUUAUUUUGCAAUAUUAAGAAUAAUCUUAUGUUAACGAUCAAGAAACUUACUCUAAAAUUUGAAAAAGAUUCCCUAGUGUCAUUGGUGCCAUAGAUUGCAGACACAUUGCAAUUUCCAAAGUCCUACGAAGAAUGAGGUUCAUUUUCUGAAUAGUAAAGCCACUUACUGUUUAAGGAACACCAUCACUACAUGGUCACAAGUUCGGAUGCUAGCUAGCCUGGCUCUGUACACGAUUCAAGUAUUUUCCAGAAGUCAGCACUUUGAUGAAGGUACGCAAACCCAAAACUUUCUCUUUUAAGCUUAAUAACUGAGCUAUUCUAUGGCUUGUUGCUUGCGGACAAGGGUUAUCCAGGCCAGUGGUUUUAAUAACCCCCUAUUCUGACCCAGAGACAAAGCCCCAGCAACAGUUCUUUGUGGCCUACAGCAAAUCCACGGUCAGAAUUGAAAACACUUAGUAUUCGGAAGGCAUGAUUCAAUUGUCAGUGUGGCCUGAGUAUGUUACAGCAGUGGACAUUCCAGAUGGUGGCUUUGUGUGCAAUCCUGCAUAGUAUACAAUAUAGCCAAUGUCAAAAAAGUGUGAGUGCAACCAAACCACCAACUCUGUUCAAAUGAUUCAAAUGAGACUGAUCCCAUUAGACAUAGUCUGUUUUACCUGAAGAAAUAACAUACUGGCUAUAAUUUUAUUGUACACAGCUGCAAUGUCUGUUACUGCCGAAACAUACACUCACUGGCCACUUUAUUAGGUACACCUUACUAGUACUGGUGUGGUCUUCUGCUGCUGUAACCCAUCCGCCUCAAGGUUCGACUUGUUGUGCGUUCAGAGAUGCUCUUCUGCAUACCUCGGUUGUAACGAGUGGUUAUUUGAGUUACUGUUGCCUUUCUAUCAGCUCGAACCAGUCUGGCCAUUCUCCUCUGACCUCUGGCAUCAACAAGGCAUUUGCGCCCACAGAACUGCUGCUCACUGGAUAUUUUCUCUUUUUCGGACCAUUCUCUGUAAACCCUAGAGAUGGUUGUGCGUGAAAAUAUCAGUAGAUCAGCAGUUUCUGAAAUACUCAGACCAGCCCGUCUGGCACCAACAACCAUGGCAUGUUCAAAGUCACUUAAAUCACCUUUCUUCCCCAUUCUCACGCUCAGUUUGAACUGCAGCAGAUCGUCUUGACCAUGUCUACAUGCCUAAAAGCAUUGAGUUGCUGCCGUGUGAUUGGCUGAUUAGAAAUUUGCGUUAACGAGCAGUUGGACAGUGUACCUAAUAAAGUGGCCGGUGAGUGUAGAUUACCCUUUUUCUUUAUAUUGGCAGUUCUGAAUAAUCCUAUAACAGAAAAACAGUAUAGACCUGAGUGGGAAGACAUUAAUUUGUUUUUUUCUCAUUGAAAUAGGUGAUAACAUAAAGCAUAUUUACUUCUGCAGCCCUAUCUGUCUCUCUCUUUCUUACUGAAUGUGUGACCCCUGACAAGCUGUGCCCUCUUAACCAAACAAGGCCAUGCACUCUCAAUAAGAAGUUAUUAUAAUAUGUUAUGUUGUGUGCUGGAUAUUAACAUCUGUUUGACUUUACAUGUAUGUGUGCUGGCUCUCAACAAAGUUAACUCAGUUUCCUUCAGUUGAAAAAUAUAUCCAUUAAGUCAUCAGUGCUUGCUUCUUUGAAUUCAUUUUAAAAAGGUUCAAAGCCAAAUUCAAGUACUCGUACACUGUACCAGUGUCGCCAGCACCUGGAUCUGAAGACUGUCUUGGUGAAGCAAGCCAUCCAUGAAGUGCCACCCCUUGUUAUUGGAUAGCACCGAUUCCUCUGGCACUGUGACCUCAGGAGCUGGCUUUCCACCUAUUGUCUUUAAUUCGCACUUCUCUUACUUCUCUUCUGUUACAUCAGAUAAAUUUCAUUGCAUCAUGCACACCACACAAGGACAAUAAAGAAAACUUUGCCAUUA